AUGCCAUCGCUCUCGAGCUCCACUCCAACAUCUCAAGGCUAUCUUACAGAUCUCCAAUCGCUCUUUCGUUCCUCCUCAUGGGAUACGCGCAAGGAGUUGCUCCGAUCUCUGAUACUUCGAAGCAAGAGGUUGAAGCUUUUACCUUCUAGGGGCAGAAGCUCGAGUGGGAAUGGGAGAGGCAGAAGAAGGAGACAUGGCCAAAGAGGGGAAGAGGAGGAGGACAGUCCGCUACAGGCUGGGCAGCUACCCUUGAGGAUCAGACCGACUAUCCUGGUAUUGAACGUCUUGGCCUUGCUCGGACUGGCUUUUCUUGGGUGAGUGGUGCAGAAAGUCAUCGAUGAAUUGUCGGCUUGGGGCAAAGGACCUUUGCAGGGGCCUGCCAAUUGCUAACGUUGCAGCCCUGGAGAGAACGGGUCACUUUGGGCAACGGAGGAUUAGCUACCUUUCAAGGCAAAUGCUUUGAUCCGCGCUAGCAGCACAGCGAUACCGGCUCUUGUCACACAAAGUGGAGACUGAUGCAUUAUCGGCAUCUUUCAUCAGAUUUCAUCCACGAGGUGGCGCAUACAUCCCGAUCAACGACAAGCUGCUGCACUUCAUAUGCUUCUUCCUAGCUACAGCUCUGUUCUAUAUGAUCUGGGACGUGGACGAAGUGAGUUGCUGUACUAUUCGUCUGUAUCAAGGUAGCUCUCUACCGCUGACCAUGCUCAUCCUUGCGUCUGCCUGACCGCCUUCCAGGAAGCAAGAAGAGGAUGGAUUUGGCGCAACGCGCCCCUUUUACUCAGCGGAGUAACUUGCUUCUUGGCCGGAGGCAUCGGCUCCGAGUUUGUGCAAGCUAUGCUUCCCGUGAGUACGGAUCACAGCACCUGCGAAGCGUGUACUGACCUGGCUUGCCCCUUUUUUCCCUCCUCGCACUUGAAUGUCACCAUCCGUACAGUACAAGACCUUUCAGUGGGGCGACGGUGAGUACCCAUCCAUUUCCUUCACUGUCAGAUCACGCGAAUGUCAAUGCUGAUAUCCCGCUUGCGAUCAUCAGUGCUAGCCAAUCUUUUGGGUUCUUCUCUGGGGCUUUUCGCCUCGUAUCACUUUGAGCGACGCUUUCGUACCCGACGAGAAAUCGAGAGGUUGUACCAGCCUUUGGAUGUGGAGAUGUACGGCGACAGCUUUUCAGAAGAAUCUCAGUCGGACGAGGACGAAGACAUGCUCAAUCCGGUCGGAUCUAGCCGAGCCAGAGACUCUUCACAGCGACAAGGCUCGAACGGCGAGGAGAGGAGAGGUGCUCUGAAGAAGAGUUCCAAUGAGCCAGCCUCUUCGGAAAGGAGGGUUAGAUUUGGUCAGGACCAAGCGCACAACUUUUGGUCUGACGAUCCGACCUCAGUAUCUGGCGCAUCUUCUUCCAAGCGAGCUGCAUCAACAGCCGAUCUAUUCAGCAUCGAGGACGAGGAUGAGGCGGAAGACGCAGUGCGGGACACUUCGUCUGCGCCUCAUGGCGAUAGUCAGAGCAAGCACUCGGCCGAUGUGGAUGCGUGGAGGGAUACAUAA
Ceraceosorus bombacis is the source of this 1539-nucleotide messenger RNA. The record is from the annotation of a GenBank genome assembly. NCBI's taxonomy places the organism in Eukaryota, Fungi, Basidiomycota, Exobasidiomycetes, Ceraceosorales, Ceraceosoraceae.